Molecule: messenger RNA, 669 nt
Organism: Plutella xylostella (diamondback moth)
Lineage: Eukaryota; Metazoa; Arthropoda; Insecta; Lepidoptera; Plutellidae
Source: RefSeq, a predicted model, not a curated record
AUGGCUUUCUCACCAAAAAUCAAUGACACUACAGCUGCUACUGGCACUACCAUCUUGAGGGCAUCUAAAGUUGUCAUUCGCGUCGGAUCUACCUACAAUGACCGCGGAGGCUCAAAGCAUGAGACGUCCAAGUUCGUGGUUCACGAGAGCUAUACCUUACCUUUUAACGACGUGGCAGUGUUGGUGCUGUCGGACAGUAUAAGCAAUUACCGGAGCAGCUCGGUGCAGCCAGCCGUCAUCCCCCCGGGGGGGUAUGUGGUCCCGGACAACGCGUCUGUGGUAGCUGUCGGGUGGGGAUGGACUGAUACGAACUGCAGCAAGUCAAGCCCCCUCGGCCUGCGGCGCGUGGGGCUGCGCAAGGUGGACCGAGACACCUGCGCCGCGCGUCAUCCGAGAUACUUCUCAUACAACAUCAUGCUCUGCGCGGGGCUGCUUGGUGUUGGAGGAGCCGGCACUUGCAAGGGUGACUCCGGUGGUCCCCUGGUGUACAACGGGGUGGUGGUGGGGGUGACCUCAUUUGGUAGGAGAUGCGGCGAUUCCUUCUACCCUCACGUGUUCACGCGCGUCUCUAGCUACACCAACUGGAUCAACAACACUGACAAAACCAGGUUGAGGUUGUGCACAAGCACAGUCACAACACCGCAGUGGCUGCUGACGUCAGCAGUUUGA